Molecule: messenger RNA, 2428 nt
Organism: Ruditapes philippinarum (Manila clam)
Lineage: Eukaryota; Metazoa; Mollusca; Bivalvia; Venerida; Veneridae
Product: tetratricopeptide repeat protein 8-like
Exons: 11
Coding region: 78-1577 (499 amino acids)
Biological process (GO): non-motile cilium assembly
Cellular component (GO): non-motile cilium; BBSome; ciliary basal body
Molecular function (GO): protein binding
Source: RefSeq, a predicted model, not a curated record
AUUGACAGAAAAUUCGGAAGGUGUCGGUGUUUUACGUUAGAUUGAGAAUUCCAGUUUCCAAUGAAAACAAGUUGAAGAUGGAUCCAUUAUUUUUGGCAUACAGCUACUUUAGAAGACGUAAAUAUCAACAAAGUGUUGAUAUUUGCACACAAUUAUUGGAAAAGAAUCCUUAUGACCAGGCUGCAUGGACUCUGAAAACUCGAGCUUUGACAGGGCAGGUAUAUGUUGAUGAAGUGGACUGGGAUGAAGAGGGUAUAGCAGAAAUGUUAAUGGACGACAAUGUCACUGCACAAGUAGCACGACCGGGAACAUCCCUCCGUCAGCCAGGCACUGGUCAAGGAGGAGUUAGUCAGGGAGUCAGACCCAUGUCCCAGUCUGGUAGACCUGUUACUGGUUUUGCCAGGCCUGGUACUCAGUCAGGUAGGCCGGGAACCAUGGAACAGGCAAUAAGAACUCCUCGUACAGCUCACACAGCAAGGCCAGUAACCAGCGCAUCAGGGAGAUAUGUCAGGCUGGGAACUGCUUCUAUGCUGUCAACCCCUGAUGGACCAUUUAUAAAUCUGGCUCGUAUAAAUAUGUCCAAAUAUUCAGCGAGACCUGGACUUGCUAAAGCUCUGUUUGAGUAUAUAUUUCACCAUGAAAAUGAUGUCAGAAAUGCACUAGAACUAGCAGCCUUGGCAACUGAAGCAAGUCAGUUUAAAGAUUGGUGGUGGAAAGUACAGCUAGCAAAAUGUUACUAUAGACUAGGAAUGUAUCGUGAUGCAGAACAACAGCUGAAAUCUGCGUUAAAACAUCAGGACAUGAUUGAUACCUAUCUAUACCUGUGUAAAGUUUAUAUACGUCUGGACCAGCCUCUAACUGCUGUAGACUUCUAUAAACAAGGGUUAGAGAAAUUUCAGGGGGAGACUAGUCUCAUGUCUGGUAUAGCAAGAAUAUACGAGGGUUUGAAUGAGAUGGACAAUGCUGUGAAGUUUUAUAAAGAUGUUUUGAGAUACGACAACAUGCAUGUAGAAGCUAUAGCCUGUAUAGCAACUCAUCAUUUUUAUACUGACCAACCAGAGGUGGCACUUAAAUUUUACAGGCGCCUGUUACAGAUGGGUGUUUACAAUGCAGAACUAUUUAAUAAUCUAGGUUUAUGUUGUUUUUAUGCACAACAGUAUGACAUGACAUUAACUUGUUUUGAAAGAGCUCUAAAUUUAGCCGAUGAAAACACAGUGUCUGAAAUCUGGUUUAAUAUAGGACACAUUGCAAUGGGUAUCGGAGAUAUGACGCUUGCGUACCAGGCAUUCCGAUUGGCUCUUUCUAAUAACAAUGACCAUGCUGAAGCUUAUAAUAAUUUAGGUGUUCUUGAAAUGAGGAAAGGACAUGUUGAUAUGGCACGAGCAUUUUUCCAAGCAGCUUAUGUGAUAUCACCACACAUGUAUGAACCCCAUUAUAAUUGGGCCCAGUUGGCAGAUCAGCUUGGUGAUCUACAGAGCAGUUAUAACUCGGCAAAGAGAGCUGUGGACGCUUUCAAAGACCAUGUUGACUCCAAGGACCUUCUUAAACAGUUGCAGCAUCACUUCCAGUUAUUGUGAUUUAACAGUUAAAAAUAUAAUUAUCUAAUGUGUUAAAAGAUGAUACAACUUUAUUUUAAAAACCAUAAUCUGCUCUGCAGGAAAGCAGUUGGCCUUUGUCACCAGUAUAGAGGCAGACCAACCUGCACAUCUAGGCAGUCUGACCAGGCAAUAUACUGUUUGCUGACUUAUCUUAAAUUUUCAUCUUGAUAACCCCAAAAAUUGAUAAUGGACAGUUCCAAAAAUGAAAGCUGGUCAAGUCCAUUUAAGAUAUUUAGCGUGGUUAGGUUUAAAAUAUGGAUAUUAUCUACAGUAAAUGCGCUGUGACAUUCUAAGCGUAAUAGAUGUUGGAAAGAAAUAUCUCCUGUGAAAAUCAACAAAACUUCUCUAGAUUAUUCUAUUUUCAAAACAGUUACUAAAGUAUAUUCUUUGUUGAUGCAUGUAUUUAUCUGUUUUAUUUCAUGUUAUUUGUGAGAUCAUUAUGUGAUUUUGAAGGAAAAAACAUUUUUGAAAUAUAUUUUCCUUUUACUUUAAGAGAGUCAUUUAAGGAAAAUUAAAGUGUCUGUGUAUUUAUUCUGUAUAUGUGAUUGUGGUAUAGAUGUACUUUUAUUCCGUCCAAGAAUUUAAAUUUCAUUGAAAUAUGUAUUAUUUUUCAUGGUUUAAAUAUGCUAUUUUAUUUUUUGUAUGUUUAUCUGAAGUUUGUAUUUAUGAUGAAAAUUGUGUACAUUAACCGUGAUUGUUUUCAUUGUUGUUUACAUUAAUUUGCAUACUACUUUGAUUUAUCUGUGUUUUAAAGAUAUAUUUGAAUAAAUACAAGAGGGAAGAAACAUAUGUUGUGAUUAUUUUUACAAAUAAAUUUUCCUGUUCACAUU